AUGGGACUCCCUCUGUUUAUCGCUCCAGUCGAGUCAGAUCUCAUAUCCAAAGCUGCCGACAAGAGUGCGACAGCGCCACCUCGCUCCAGCAUCCGUCGCACACGCACUACUGGUCGCGUCACUGACCGCGCCGAACGCCGCAGGAUCCUGCGCCAUUUUGAAUCACUACGACAGUCUGGCCUUAUACAUGGCCCCGGUGAUGAUCAAUCUACAUCAUGGGAAACUGGUUUCCCCCCUGACAAUGACCUGACAACAAGGCCGCUGCGUGAUGUGCUGAGAGACAUGAAUGCAUCCGAUGAACGCAGAAGGGACCAUGUUGAAAACCGUCUGCACUCGUUAUUUAGGGAUGGCAGUACUUCAUCUGUAAACCAUGCAGGUGCACCUACUUUGAGGGAUGAGAUAGCAGUGACAUCGUUUCCCAAUGACGAAAUCCCGGCUCGAAGAUAUCCCCCGUUCUUGCUACAGCCUUCGAUUCAUGGUCCUCCGUCCAACGCCGAGGAGUACCGCGCAAUGGUUCGCGCAAAUCUUGCCAGUCAGAACCAAACCAGACUCCCGCCGCCAUCGGCUACUCAACGCAACCGAAACUUUGAUGGACUUGGUGACCGCGAAAGGAGCCUCAGCCCUGAGGUGUGGGACACACUUCUGUCUACCCUCACCCCCGACCCUCAACCGCCGAGCGCAGGUUCGUCUUUUGCAUCAAUCAUGGCUUCUCAGAGUGCAGGUGCUACCUCGGGCACCUCGUUCACUGCUCCUGACCCAGCCCAGGAUACAGCAAUAGAUCAAGCUUGCGAGUCUGGCUGCGAGGGGUCUGAGACAGAAGAACCCGAUCGUUCGCAAGCCAUACUAAACCGAAUUCGACGACGCCGAGAAGAGAUGCGACGUGGCGUACGACCAGAACUCAACAGCCCUUUCGACAAUUGGUUUGGUCGAGACAGCGGUGCAGUUAGCUCUGAUUCAAGGCACCAAAGAUCUCCGGAUGGUCCAGUGGUUGGUCGUUUGAGGCGCGCUAGAUCAAUCCGAGAUCACACAAACCACAAUGGCUACAAUCGAGCGCGUCAAGCUUGGGUGGGACACUUAUCCGUCGGUAAUUCAGAUGACGAGCAAGGUCCGGAACGAACAAGACGCAAUCGAGAGAACCCUGCAACAUCUGGAAGCAACACGCAUAGCAGAGAAGAAGAUUGGAUGAGCAUGCAACGUAUCGUACACAGCAUGGCGCGGCGCGAAGACAUUCCCGAUGAAUGGUGGGCUGGGGCUGGCCUCAGCCGAACGCUGCCUGGUGAUGGGACGGAAUAG
Fusarium venenatum is the source of this 1293-nucleotide messenger RNA. RefSeq lists its product as uncharacterized. Lineage: Eukaryota; Fungi; Ascomycota; Sordariomycetes; Hypocreales; Nectriaceae. The record is from RefSeq and is a predicted model, not a curated record.